Molecule: messenger RNA, 1139 nt
Organism: Oryctolagus cuniculus (rabbit)
Lineage: Eukaryota; Metazoa; Chordata; Mammalia; Lagomorpha; Leporidae
Source: RefSeq, a predicted model, not a curated record
AGAGGGAAGAGGCCCAGCCCCACCUCCAGAGCCCGCCCUUCUGGGUGGACAGCUCGGUCCCUCCCACUUCGUUCCUACAAAGCCCUCAGCUGGGAGAGCAGCUGGGCGCUCCUGCCCCGCUAAGCCAGAGCCACAGAGGUGGUGCCUCGGCCAGGACCCACCGAGCAGGGCAGCAUGGAGCUCAUCCAGGACACGUCCCGCCCACCGCUGGAGUACGUGAAGGGGGUCCCGCUCAUCAAGUACUUUGCUGAGGCGAUGGGGCCACUGCAAAGCUUCAAGGCCCGGCCCGAUGACCUGCUCAUCAGCACCUACCCCAAGUCCGGCACUACCUGGGUGAGCGAGAUACUGGAUAUGAUCUACCAGGCCGGUGACCAACAGAAGUGUCUCCGGGCCCCCAUCUACAUCCGGGUGCCCUUCCUUGAGUUCAAGGCCCCAGGAGCCCCCUCAGGUAUGGAGACCCUGAAAGAUACACCGUCCCCGCGGCUCCUCAAGACGCACCUGCCACUGGCUCUGCUCCCUCAGACUCUCCUGGACCAGAAGGUCAAGGUGGUCUACGUUGCCCGCAACGCGAAGGAUGUGGCCGUCUCCUAUUACAAUUUCUACCACAUGGCCAGGGUGCACCCUGAGCCUGGCACCUGGGACAGCUUCCUGGAGAAGUUCAUGGCCGGGAAAGUGUCCUACGGCUCCUGGUACCAGCACGUGCGGGAGUGGUGGGAGCUGAGCCGCACCCACCCCGUCCUCUACCUCUUCUUUGAGGACAUGAAGGAGAACCCCAAGAGGGAGAUCAAGAAGAUCCUGGAGUUCCUGGGGCGCUCCCUGCCGGAGGAGACGGUGGACCGCAUCGCCCACUGCACGUCUUUCAAGGAGAUGAAGAAGAACCCCAUGACCAACUACAGCACCAUCCCCGAAAACAUCAUGGACCACAACGUCUCCCCCUUCAUGCGCAGAGGCGUGGCAGGGGACUGGAAGACCACCUUCACCGUGGCCCAGCAUGAGUACUUUGAGGCCGACUACGCCGAGAAGAUGGCGGGCUGCGAGCUCACCUUCCGUUCAGAGCUGUGAGGGGGGCGGGGGCGCGCGGGGAGCCUUGUGAGACAGGCCCAAGGUGAGGCCUCGCGAAUAAACCAUGCCCUGGCGCA